GACCCACGCUGUCUCCGAGGUGCACCUGAAUUAGGGCGAAGUGACAGUCCCUGCCUCCCUCUCCUCUCACCGCUGCUGCCUUGAAGCCUGAACUCCAGUCUUCCUUACCUACUUGAGACUCUUCCAGCGUGUCAUGCUUGUCUUAGAGUAUUUAGUGUUUUGUUUCCUUUUCUGUACUGACUUCCUAAAGUAUUUUAAAAACCUAGGCCAGGCCUUCAUCUCUUCCUUUGCCUCCUUACCCCCAGCCAUCCCACAGCAGACGCUUUUCCUUCCGUCCGGAACCAGAUCCUUACUGUCAAGCUAAAUACACUUUCUGUCCCACUGGCUCCCCUAUCCCAGUGAUGAAGGAUGAUGAUGUCAUUGAAGUCUUUCGAUUACAAGCCCCAGUGUGGGAAUUUAAAUACGGAGACCUCCUGGGACACUUGAAAAUUAUGCACGAUGCCAUUGGAUUCAGGAGUACUUUAACUGAAAAGAACUACACAAUGGAAUGGUAUGAACUUUUCCAGCUUGGAAACUGCACAUUUCCCCAUCUCCGACCUGAAAUGAAUGCCCCUUUCUGGUGUAAUCAAGGAGCUGCCUGCUUUUUUGAAGGAAUUGAUGAUAUUCACUGGAAGGAAAAUGGGACGUUAGUUCUAGUAGCAACCAUAUCAGGAGACAUAUUUAACAAAAUGGCAAAGUGGGUAAAACAGGACAAUGAAACUGGGAUUUAUUAUGAGACAUGGACGGUCCAAGCCAGCUCAGAAAAAGGGGCAGAGACAUGGUUUGAAUCCUACGACUGUUCUAAAUUUGUGUUAAGGACAUAUAAGAAGUUGGCUGAACUUGGAGCAGACUUCAAGAAGAUAGAAACCAACUAUACAAGAAUAUUUCUUUACAGUGGAGAACCUACUUACUUGGGAAAUGAAACAUCUGUUUUUGGGCCAGCAGGAAACAAGACUCUUGCUUUAGCCAUAAAAAGAUUUUAUUACCCUUUCAAACCACAUUUGUCAACUAAAGAGUUUCUUUUGAGUCUCUUGCAAAUUUUUGAUGCCGUGAUUAUACACAGACAGUUCUAUUUGUUUUAUAAUUUUGAAUAUUGGUUUUUACCUAUGAAAUUCCCUUUUAUUAAAAUAACAUAUGAAGAAAUCCCUUUACCUAACAGAAACAGAACACUCUCUGGUUUAUAAAACCUUAAUUCUACUGCUUUUUUUUUCUACCAGCACAUCAGUUUUUCAGGGGGUGGUUUUACAUGUGUGGAUUUCUUAGACCUUUCUUCCUUGGGACAGAAAGGUAAAAUACACAUGGGCAGAAUUGCUGCAUAAUAAUAUCUCAGGAAUUUUUUUGGAAAGAAGCUGAAAACUCUGAUUGUGUUGGCCAAAGUGAACCCAUUAGGUGAUCUUGAUUUCAAUCUCCAAGGCUUUGUUAAUAUGGAGAAUUAUAUCAUCAGAUACACAGUAUCUUUGGACUCCUCAGAAUGUGAAAUUGUGGAUAUGGUGUGCCAAAACUUUAAAAAUAAAUAACUGUCAGUGACAUUGUCAUGGUGGGAGGUUUUUGCAGAUAUGGUAGUUACACUUUCUCAUUUAGGUACUUUCUGAUAGUUUUGACUGACUUUCCAGCCUUUGUAACUUCUAGAGCCAGUCCUAGUAGUUUGAUUUUGUUCUAUUCACUUAACCUUAAAGAGUAAUUUGGACACCACAGCUGGACUGGUCGUGCUUCCAGAUGUGGUAAAAUCAGUGAUAAAGAGCACAAGUUUCUGGCUAGCAUUUUAGAACUAGCCAGUAACUGGCAUUUUGUGAUUUAAGCAACUUAUCAUUUCCAAACCUUAGUUUCCUUAUCUCGAAAAUGAUUCAUCUGUCAUGAUUGUUGUAAAGAUUGAAGCCAUGUAUAGUUUGGCCUAGUAAGGUCACAAUAAGUGGUAACUAUAACGGUUAAUCAAAGAACAAACUGCCAUCAUUGAUCUUGCCUAAUGUGGUUUACAUGCCAACCUUUCCUGCUUUUGUAGUAAUCACCUAGACUUUGAGCUGGCAGCAUAGUGCUUCUGCGGUUCUUCACACAUAUGGAACAUGGAAGUAUCUGACUGCAGGUACAUCUGGGUGAACAGGCACCCUCUAACUAACUCCUUCACUGCUUCACACAGUCCCUCCGCCGCCCACUAAAGCUGCCAGCAGUGGAAGAAGGUACACUUCCCAGAGAGAGGGCAGGUUUUUGUCAAGGAUCUCCAAGUAGCCGUGCUUCCAUUAGGGCCAUCAAACAAGGUUUCAAGGUCCUUUAAGUGUCUGAUAACUGAACACCUUGUUUCUAUUCAUGGAAAAAAUACCAGUCAGGAAAAUGAUGAGGCAGAGAUCAGAGAAAACAGUCUGUAUUUAAUAUGUAAAUGUACCAAUUCUAUUCAGUUUCUGCCCACAUUUGAGUGCUCCCUAAGAGGUUAGUACAUUGAGUUCUCAUAAAAAGCCUAAGCGUAGGUACUCUUUACGUGAUUCAAAUGAGUAAACUGAGACUUAGAAAGGUUUCGUGACCUUUCCAUAGCCACCCACCUAGUGGUAAAUGGAGCCUCAUUUUGAACCAGGCUCUGCUGACUGAAUGGGAUGCACCAUCAAGCAAGUUUUUCAGCGCUGCUCAAAGUGUGGUCCUUAGACCAGUGCCUGGACCAUAAGUUACUAACAAACACCAUAUGUUCUGGUCUGUGAGGAGGUACUCUUAAAGCAACUUGUUGGACUAAUUUUGUUUCUGUUGAAUCUAAUUAAAAAAAA
Messenger RNA from Balaenoptera ricei (Rice's whale), 2726 nucleotides. RefSeq names its product CLN5 intracellular trafficking protein (gene CLN5). The transcript is spliced from 4 exons. Gene Ontology annotation, biological process: lysosome organization. Bases 342 to 1163 code for a protein of 273 amino acids. The record is from RefSeq and is a predicted model, not a curated record. Gene Ontology annotation, cellular component: lysosome; lysosomal membrane. Gene Ontology annotation, molecular function: hydrolase activity, acting on glycosyl bonds. Lineage: Eukaryota; Metazoa; Chordata; Mammalia; Artiodactyla; Balaenopteridae.